GUCAGCUUCAUCGCAGGCUUGUCCAAAGUCAAUUUCUUCGUCUACCAGCAUAACUACAGGAUCAUCAGGUGCCGGACCGAAUCCAAACGUGCGAUUACCCCAACUAGCAGUGGACAUGCAAAGAGGGAUAGUGAUAGACGAGGUCGCUCUAGAUGAAGCAGGUAAUGCGGGAGCUGUAGUCCGGACAGCUGGCAUGGUCAUGCCUUUUGAGGACCCUAAACCUCUUAAAUUUGUUGAGGGGAAAAGUUUGAUGAAAGAACAAGGACUAGAGGGCGUUUUUGCGGAUCAACAAGGUCCUACUGCUGGAAUCGAGAGACUGCAGCAAAGUUUGAUCCGUAAUACCAGGACUACGUGGGUCCCUAAAAGUCCCAACAAAAGAUUCCUUUACUGUGCCAAUCGCGACGUCGUUCUGGUCUCACCUGGAAUUAUAGGCGGUUUCGCUGGUGUCUUUCCUCUGCAGGGGCCGCAGAAAAUAGCGGUAACCCCACCGAUAACGGGUUAUAACGGGGGAAAUUUGAUCGCGUGGAGGCAAAGAAGCAAGGCAUCCGCUGGCAGAGAGCCAAGCUUGACCAGAAAUACAACGAGGACCUCUUCCUCUACUAGGGUCACAGGUUCUGGAUCACAGUCUAGUACGCUUUCUGGAGGGGCAAGAAGAAGCAGUAGUGUGACUAAAGGAACAUCAGUAUCCACCUCUCCUCUGGGUAGAAGUUCUACCCCAUUCAUCAAGCCCGCUGGAGGACAGCCUCAAGUUCAUACUAUCAGCUUGUAUGAGGAGGAUGAAGAAAUGGAGGGAGAAGCUACAAGAACUGGCAUUGGAAGUACUGCAGGAGCACCAGAACGCUACAACAUUAUGCCCACAACUGGUAUUGGAAGUACUGCAGGAGCACCAGAACGCUACAACAUUAUGUCCACCUCCCCUUCGUCGGGUUCACCUGCAGAUGGUGACUAUGACGAGGCGCAUCAACCUACAACCCCUUCUGGCGGUGCAUUCACAGACGAUUUAAUUCCCGAUAGCACAGCUAGUGGCCGCCUACGAGCUAGAAUGUAUCAGGGACGCGGUCGAGCGAGGUCAGUGCCAUCAAAAAGGCUCAAUAAUUAUGGAUGUUGCUUUUUGCAUCUAUGAGACUAUCUUCUAGGCUGCGCCUUUUGGGUCCCCUGAAACAAGUCAGUGUACUAUUUAAGUUAAACGGGCGGACGAGCCUCUUUAUAAGUAAGUUAAAUAAAGGGCGGAGCUUCUACAAGUUAUUGUCUGCCCUUAGAAGGGAGAAAAAACAAGAUUCAUAAUGAUCCAGCCAUGGCCAGUUCGGAUAAGUUUCGGGCACAAAUGAAGAUCAAACAAGAAGCGCCGAUGCUUCAGUGUCGACGUCAAGUGGAAAGGAACUACUGUGCUGGCAGAUUUAGAUGCGGCUUGGAGCGGGUGGAUCCAGUUCUUGCCACGGAUGCAGAUAAUGCGUUCUUUAUGGCUUCAGAGCUAUUUCUUUGUCAGAAUACGACUCUUCAUCUUUGAUUUACGGGCACUACUAACAGUGUCAUCAGGGCGGAUUAACACAUAGAUACAUCUUUGAGAUUACACUCAGUUUCUUGAUAUUCUAAGGUCUACACGCGUAGCUAGUUUACUUUGCGUCAAUUUUUUUUUUCUUCUAAUCUCCUAGGUGGUUCAGGUGCGAACGAGGAUGAUCCCUCCAAUCAAUUGGGCUGGGACUCGAAGGAGAGGAGCUAUGUUCGGGUCCCGAGAGCCCACGAUGGCUCUUUUCAGGCGACAUUUGACAUCGUGAUACCGGAAUACAAAAAGAUACCCUCUUCUGGGGGGUCAGAGUUAUGGCUCACGACAGUAGAGGCUGAUGAUAUUGACACAUGAAAUUGUAGUUGAUGUUCACGAGCAGUUUUAUGCCGUCGUUGAACCUAUCACACCUUGCUGGCAGUAUAAGGGAACUGUCUGAGACGCCGUGCUCUAACACCGCAUGGAACAGCGGAAGACGACGGAAGCAAUGUGUUGCAACAAGUAGAAUUUGCAUCUAUUAAGGCUUCCCCUAGCGGCCCAUCUUCAGACAGUACAUCUUGGGGCAACUGUUCAAAAUAACAGGGGAAAAAUGACUUUCAAAGUGGCGACUUUCAAAGUGGGAGAUUAGCAUUAGGGGGAGCUCUAAAGCUAGUGCGCGAUUACAGGUUGGGAAGUUUUUGGCUCUAGAAAUACAGCCGCAGCCGGAGAACUCGUGGACGCCACAAGCACCAGAUGCCAAGACUAAAUUAAGGCUCAGCUUUCAAUGGUCAUUGGGGUUGGUCACUGGCGACCCCUUGAGAGAACAGGGGAAAAGGAAGGGAAAGGGGAGAGCUUUGAAGGGAGUCUCUUCCGUUCAGCAUCAGUGACCAUUGAGUGCUGAGCUUUAACUAAAGCUGCGUUGGCGGCAUCGAAAGAACAGGGCGCAAUUCAUGUUAAGGGAGCGAACCUAGUUUUGCUGAAGACGACUAGAAUUUGGCUUCUAAGUGAUUUGUACAGAUUAAGAUUUGAUGUUUCUGUAUGUUGAGAUUGACAUAUUACGUUGUCCUUGUGUCCAGGAUGAUCCUCUUCAGAUCGCGCUUUGGCGGUGUCCAGUCUCAGGUUGGUGCCACGCUCCCUGACUGUGUCGAGAGAAGUUGCAUAGUAAGUCAUGAAAGCGACGUGAGUCAAAAAGAUUUACUAACCAAACAACGGUUUAUAAGUAUAAAAUAUUUCUACUAAGAGGACGCGUAACCCCGUGGGGAUGUUGUUAGAGCGCAGGAAAAAGCGGCUACAGCGUGUGCGCACGAGCAAGAUGCAUGCCCGUUUGGAUGACAUUCGGAUCGCAGUCAUAGCCUCUACAACGCCGCAACGGAUCUCCAGUCAGCUCUUAACGACAAGUCAGGACCUUAGAGAGGUCUUACCGGAUGGAGCUUUGCAGGAAAUGUAUCAGUUAAGGCUGGACGCAGUGAUUGUAACCAUGGUCAUAUCCAGAGCGCUUACUUAACCACCUGAGUAGUUAGCAUAAUUCACGGAUUGAAAUUUAAGCUGAAGAGCAAAAGCGAACAAUUGUAGUGAAGCCCCGAGGACUGAAGACCGGAGGACAUACUGGCUUUUACAUUAGAGAGCGACACAAGAACUUGACCUGCGCAGGAGUACGUAGUUCCCUCUAUUUCCUCAUUCGUUCCCAGGAAUAGAAAAAAUUUCUCUAACUCCCCACUCCGAGCAAGUGUUAUCAGCGCCACGAGCCAGAAAUUCCCUGAGGCCAGAGAUUCAAACUCUGAUGGACUCCGACUCGUCCUUCCGAUCAGCGAAACCGCGUAGUUGGCUGAAGUGUGAGUCUCCGGUCGAGGCAGAGAUAGGCGGGAAGAUUUUGAUUAUGGAAGGUUGAGGUAUGUGUUAUUUGAUUCUCAUUCAUAGGAGGUCAUGUACUUAUAUAAUUGCCCUUCUUGCUUGUCUAGAAUUAUGGGAAGAAGAUCGAUGACGAACCACCUCUGUACAGAGAAUUUGAGGUCAAUCUAUCUACAGAAGCACUCGUCCUCUAACCUAACUACGAUGAUGUUCCGCAAAGAGUUUAAAGCGAGAUUGAAAGCCGACACUGAAUUGAGCUGCUACAAGAUCAUAGAUAGGCGAGUCUUCCCCACGUGGGAGUCGUACAGUGACGUAGCACCAAUUGCGACCGGGAAAGGGAUACCAAAGAGAAAUAAUGUCGGUGGCGGGAAAGACCAGUUGUCGGGAGACGGUCAAGACGGCUUAGGUAGGACGUCAUCCGAGCGUAGAGGAAGUGGUCGAGGAUCAAAGGAAAGUAGUGCUUCUACUUCAGCCGGUGAAUCUUCUGGAAAAACUUCGAGUCGCGGAUUGUCAAAAGCCAGUAGUACAGCAUCUUCUAGCACAUCCUCUGUAGGUGCUGAGUUGCCUGGUGUUGCCAGUUCUAUGGCAACAGCAAUGAGUGAAGAUGCUCCUUCCACAGAAGCAGCAAGUGGUCCCUCAUUGUUUUCCGCCUUUAGCAGAAGCAUCACGAAAAGGGACAGAACAGGGAGUAAAAGCACUUCUUCUUUGCCGACAAUCACGGUAGAACAGCUGAAUGAUGUGGAUUCAGCUGGAGGUGGGAAAAAGUCUUCACGCAUAGAACCAGGAGUGCCAUCAACAGGUUCGACGCAGCAGCAAGAACUACGUUCUUUGUCCAAAUCCGCGAGUACUCCCGCAAUCAAAGAUGGGCCAGCGGCAGCCGCGAAGGCGCCCUCAGUGUCCUUUGGUGUAGCCGAGACCUAUUGGUGGCGACAGCAUAGUGGUAGUGUUAAGGCUUCCCCCAAUCCAUCUUCGGAAGCCUCCUACAGAGACUUUCCAAGGGGAAGAGACACCUAGGACGCAUCUCGAGAGGGCUAACAGUGACAGCGCUAAUACUGACAGUUCCUGUGCUAUGACACCCAAGAGCAGCGGUAGACUUGAUGUAGAGCAAGUAGAACAUAAAAACACUCUUGAAGAAAAGGAUGAGAUGUUGGAACAACGCGAGAGUGGGCAUGCACGACAAGCGCAAGAGGAUGGAGACAACAGUAGUGGUAUUAAGGCUACCGCUCCUGAAGCAUAUCGAGUGUCAUCUUCUUAGUGUCAUCUUCUUAGUGUCAUAUCCUUAGUGUCAUAUCCUUAGUGUCAUAUCCUUAGUGUCAUAUCCUUAGUGUCAUAUCCUUAGUGUCAUAUCCUUAGUGUCCUCAUAUCCUUGGCCUCUUUUUCGAGGGGGAAAAAGAAGUAUCCUCCAAGGAUCACAUGACUUUCAAAGAGGAAGAUGCGACGCGGUAGCUCUAAUAGUAGAGGAGGAGAUACUACAGGACCUACAGGGCCUUCAGGUUUCUCCGCGUUACGAAAUAAGUGGCGCGCAUUGAGUUCCGAUAGAAGCUCUACGUGUUCGACAGACUGCUCGUCGGAAAACUUAGGAUUAAGGCUACAGUAAAUCUUAGGCCGACUGCCGAAUAGAUUCACAGCCUCAAGGCUACAGUAAAUGCAUCUUGGUCCUCCCCUUUUUCAACAUCUUGGUCCUCCCGUUUUUCAACAGGGAAUAUACGUGAACUACCAGGAUGUAUGUUGGCCAAGAUGUGGCAUUUAUGUAAGUUCUAAUAGGAGCCGCAUUAGAUCAUGAGCAGACUAGACGACCGUCUGGUCUAGGACGAAGCUGGAGCGGCGGCUUGGGCAGUGGUGUGGCAACUAAGAUCAAAGAAGAUACAUCGUGGUUAGACCCGGAAGCUACAAGUUCAUCGCAGAGCUCACCCUCGGCCGAUGAUGAUACUGGUGUUGCUGUUUAUGGCCUGUUCUUUUGGAUAGUAAGUACCUAAUUGUAGUCUCACUAUAUUUCAUCCUUGUAAGUAGUCUAAUUGUAAUCGAAAUUUCUACCUUGUAGUGUCGCUAUGCUUCUUGAUAUUCUAAGGUCUACUUACAUGCCUGCCUAGAUGAAUGUUGUAGUGGUUUCUCGUGAUUUCUUUGGUUAAGUCAUGGAGUCAAAUCUCUCUGCUUCAGCUGGGCAUGCCGUCAUGAACUUGUAGUUGCAUUUCUUUCCACUAGGAGUCGCAAGUGAUGAAUCAAAACGACCGCAUAAGAAGGCAGGAAACAAAACGACACAAGACUGCUCCAGACUUCAACAGAGAGGCUAGAGGCGCGCAUGGUCCUGCGAUGCUCUUCACCAAAGGCACAAAGCGACCACCUCUUCUAACAUUCCCCCACCAGUACUGGUACUCAGCAACAGCGUGUGAUGAGGGACUUUCUGCAAAUCGCGGCUGAUCUAGUUAAGGCUCAGUACAAUUCAUUUCUACGAAGCAUUUCUCCCAAGUACGUCUACGAACCAUUUCAUAGUCUGCGAACCCAAGUUUGGGAGAAAUGCUAAAAGUGCAGGCAAGAAGUGAAUGGCGUUGCGCUCUAAUCUAAAUGGCGAUGGCGAUGGCUGUAAGCCCACCUCGGGCCAACAGGGCUCUUCCGGCAAAGGAUGCUUCCUUGGCCCGCACAAAAUCUGGAGACAGAAUUUGCGCAAGACUUUCCCGCGAGGCGCCACUAGUAGUAGUGAAGACAUUAAGGCAGCUUCUCCUAAUUCAUUCGUCUUGAUGAAUUAGGAGAAGCUGCCUUAAUGUCUUCGCUACUAUUAAAGCUCAGCUUUCAAUGGUCAUUGGGGUUGGUCACUGGCGACCCCUUGAGGAAAGAUGGGGGGAAAAGGAAGGGAAAGGGGAGAGCUUUGAAGGGAGUCUCUUCCGUUCAGCAUCAGUGACCAUUGAAUGCUGAGCUUUAAUAGUAGUGAAGACAUCAAGGCAGCUUCUCCUGAUUCAUCUUCGGAAGCAUCUCGGGGGCCCUUGAAAGGGGAGAACGGUCAGUCUCGGAAUGCUUUUCAAGAUGGAUUAGGGUGGGCUCUAAGGAAAGCUUCACCGAGGAUGACCCACCGCUUUUCGGCCAAGAGGAGUGGCGCAGGAAAAAGAGACUCAAGGAACUAAGAAAGAAUGCUGGACUUGAGGGAAGUCAAGUAGUCGUGGGUGGAGAAGGAUUUUAAUAGCGGAGGCGACUCCAGUAGUCCUUAUCUAUCUCUCUGUUUAGUCUGCUUUUAAGCUGUUGGACGUAGUAUGAGUUAUCACGGCUGUUCUAGAGUAGUUGAUAGCUUUAGCUUUCUGUAGUUCACUUGAGUUUCCUGCUCCUUUUCAGUCUUUCUAUACCUUUCUGUUUGUGUCUGUGAAAUGUUUGCUUUCUCUGCGCCCACCGCUGCUGGUGCGUCGAACUAAUCGAAAAAUUUGUAAUUGUAAAGGGGCAUAAGGAGUGAACAAGUAGGUGGCCUUGUUAAGGAGUGUCUGGGGAAGUGACUCCAGUAGGCUAUUAAUAGCGGAGGCGACUCCAGUAGUCCUUAAGGGGCAUGAUAAGGAGAAGGAUUUUGAUAGAGGUGAGACUAUAUGAGGGCUCGACUUCAUACAAUCUUGCACUGAGGAGUGAAGAUAGAGCAGUCGCUAACAGAAGCUACACUUUCAGAUAACAGGAUACGUUCUACGGUGAUCCUCGGAAGUUCUUUCCUUGAUUAUUUGAUUCAAAAAUGUCCGUGAAUCUUCAAAUGAUUUCGAUAUGUAUUUUUACUACACCAAACUACAUAGCAAUAUCUUAUAGAAAAUACGACCGUCAAUACAAUCGAUUCAGUAUUGAAUUAAGUUUCGCAAAAAAAGGUCCUCAAGCUGGCAUGCAAUUUUUGAGAAUAUAGUUUUGUUAAUCUUGGUGUAGUCGCACUGGAUUCACGAGCAUGAUAAGAUGUAGUUGCAGUGAUGUAGCAACAAAGCUCUGGAGGUCGUGUCUUGAUCUAUUGGACUUAUUUCGUUCGAUGAGAUAUGAAUGUUACUUCUUGUGGUUUGUAAGUAUAAUGUUAUGACAAGAAAAGUGCACUCAUCCUCCGGAAGUUAGCUAGUUUUCCGGUUAAGUUCUAGCUAAUUCCUUGAGUAGGUGUACACUUUUUCCUUUCAUAAAUGUUGUUCUGAAAUUAUAGAUUUCUGAUGAAUCAUGGCUCAUGUGGGUGGGCUGAGCUCGUCAUCUCGUCACCAUACAGGACACAAUUAUAUCUAUCUCAGCCAUCCCGGAGUCUCCGCCUGAACACAAUUAGAUCUAUCUCAGUCUGUGUCACUGGCUUACUUAUUGUAGUAGAAGUAAAAGCGUAUAGAGUUAGAUUGUCAGACUACGUCUAUCAAGAGAAGUUUCUACGUCGUGUAAGUGGUUCUUAUGGUUUCGUCAAUUGAUUGAGGUUCAAGAAUUUUCUUAGCAACACUAAGACUACAGAGAUCCAGACGAGAACGUCUGUCUCUACAACAAUGAUUCAAAUCAGAAACAUCGAUUGAUUCUGCAUGACCAAAAACUCCUAUGAGAUCGAGAUUGGAUAUUUUAUCAACUAUGAAGAUACGUCGCGGCCUCCCUGAUAGAGGUCUAAGUAUGAUGAGAUUUGUGUGCUGAUACGUAGUCAGUGUGUGCUUUUCCCAUCCUUUCUCCUGUGACAAGGUUGCAUCGUGGAAGGGUGUUUUAUCUUAGAAUCAUCAUGGAAACUCAUAGAUACAAGAAGGAACCAAUUGCAUCAUCACAUUAGCCUCUUUGUUUUUCUCACUAUACACAGAAGACGCGAUCUCGCCAUCACGUUGUUUCCCUGUGGGUCUGAAAAUCUUACAACCCUUAGUACAUCUUGACCAUCUAGGAGAAGUACGUUUUCACUUCAUCUGCUCAUACACGAUGGAGUUUCUGUACCUACUUUCUUAUUGUUCUAUUGUAAAUUGAGCAUCUACUUUGACUUUCUAGUAUGAAUGAAGACAAUAUCAUGUCGUUGACCGUCGACCCAUGAGGCACAUUCACAUAGCUCAAAAAAAAACAUAGCUUAGUAUAGACGUAUCUUGAGGUGAGGGAGCAUUCACAUAGCUCAAAACAUAGCGUAUUGGUAUGUAUUAUGCGUAUCGUAUCUAAACAAGGUAGGUUUUGUGAUCACAAUUCAAAUAAGUGAUAAAAUGAUAGAUUAUCAUUGUUUGUGCUAACUGCAAAACAUGAAACCCUGCAUCUGAGUUGUAGUUGUCCUUCUAUUGUAAACGGUUGUUUGUGUGUUUUUCUAACAAGCGUUAGAACUACAACACAUAGAUAGUAGGUCAGAAGAACUACGGCAAGAACUAGAAAGUGCAGGCAUAUUAAGAUUGAAAAGCAACUGAAACCGCC
This is a messenger RNA of Amoebophrya sp. A25, 8668 nucleotides long. NCBI's taxonomy places the organism in Eukaryota, Dinophyceae, Syndiniales, Amoebophryaceae. The record is from the annotation of a GenBank genome assembly.